Molecule: messenger RNA, 3690 nt
Organism: Heterobasidion irregulare TC 32-1
Lineage: Eukaryota; Fungi; Basidiomycota; Agaricomycetes; Russulales; Bondarzewiaceae
Product: cysteine protease
Exons: 20
Coding region: 86-3400 (1104 amino acids)
Biological process (GO): regulation of protein stability; protein deubiquitination
Cellular component (GO): nucleus; cytosol
Molecular function (GO): cysteine-type endopeptidase activity; protein binding; cysteine-type deubiquitinase activity
Source: RefSeq, a predicted model, not a curated record
GUCCUCGUUUCGUCCCGCGUGCUGUAUUAUACGCUCGUAAAGGACUUCACAUUGCAUCCUAGAACCUCAAGGAUAUCGGUUGAGCAUGAGUGACAUGGAGGUUUUGGACGAGAAAGCCAAUGGCACACCUCCUAUGGAGGUCGACGAGGUCGUCUCUGUGAAAGACCAUGAAGCAUUUGCCGCCAAACAUAUGCCGGACUUGGGCCACGAUGUGAAGGAAUUCAAGGUGUUUACAUGGCCACUAAAGGGCUGGAAGAAGCUGGAGAAAAAACUCACAGGUCCAGAGUUUGAGUGUGGGGGCCACAAAUGGCGCAUAUUACUCUUCCCCUUCGGCAACUCAAAUGCACCACCGAACGACACCGUUUCUGUAUAUCUCGACUACGCUGAUCCCAAGCGGGCCCCAGAAGGCUGGCAUGCUUGUGCACAGUUCGCGCUCGUGAUUUCCAACCCCAACGAUCCAACAAUCUACACUGUUAGCCACGCCCACCAUCGUUUCAUUGCUGAGGAGUGCGAUUGGGGCUUCACACGCUUCAGCGAGCUUCGGAAACUUUUCAAUGUUCAGGAGGGAUAUACUCGACCAACAAUUGAAGACGAGGCGGCCGAGGUUUCUGUAUUCGUUCGUGUACUCGAGGACCCAACUGGGGUCCUGUGGCACAAUUUUGUCAACUACGAUUCUAAGAAGGAAACAGGGUUUGUUGGAAUGAAGAACCAGGGUGCGACCUGCUAUCUCAAUUCUUUGCUCCAAUCUCUUUAUUGCACUCGGUACUUCCGCAAAGCUGUAUACCAGAUUCCCACUGAAGACGAUCACCCCACGGAGAGCGUGGCCUUGGCGCUUCAACGUGUGUUUUAUCAUCUACAAACAUCGGAUCAGCCUGUCGGCACAACCGAACUGACUAAAUCCUUCGGAUGGAAGUCCCUUGAUUCGUUCCUGCAGCAUGAUGUUCAAGAAUUGAACCGUAUCUUACAGGACAAACUUGAAUCGAAAAUGAAGGGGACAAAAGCUGAGGGUGCCAUCUCGAAGCUCUUCGUAGGCAAAAUGAAGAGCUACAUCAAAUGUGUCGACGUGGACUUCGAGUCAUCUAGAAUCGAAGACUUCAAUGAUAUCCAGCUCAAUGUCAAGGGUAUGAAAAACCUGUACGACUCCUUCAAAGAUUAUGUUGCCGUUGAGACCCUUGACGGAGAGAACAAAUAUCAAGCUGAAGGCUACGGUCUUCAAGAUGCGAAGAAGGGCAUCAUCUUCCAGUCCUUCCCCCCCGUUCUCCAUCUUCAGCUUAAGCGUUUCGAGUAUGAUAUCCAGCGUGAUUCAAUGGUCAAGAUCAAUGAUCGACAUGAAUUUCCGUUCGAAAUUGACCUUGGUGAAUUUUUGGACGAGACAGCAGAUCGAUCCCAACCAUGGGUUUACAAGCUGCACGGCGUACUAGUUCACUCUGGUGAUCUUCACGGUGGACAUUAUUUCGCUCUCAUCAAGCCAGAUCGGGACACUCGCUGGCUCAAGUUCGACGACGACCGUGUGACGCCUGUUACUGAUCGUGAAGUUUUGGAGGAAAACUAUGGUGGUGAAUCAAUGAAUGGACAACCGCCAACUCUUCAGCGCAACCAGGUACGGACAAUGAAGAGAUUCACCAACGCUUACAUGUUGGUGUACAUUCGGGAAACCGGGAUCGACGAGGUGCUGUCACCAUUCAAGGAGGAAGACACGCCGGCUCAUUUGAAGCGCCGCCUUGACGAAGAGAGACUGCAGAUUGAGGCUAAACGCAAGGAGAGAGAGGAGCAGCAUUUAUUUCUCACCGCAAAGGUUAUCACGGAUGAUACCUUCGCUCAACACGAAGGCUUCGACCUUGCUACGUUCGAUGAAAAGAAUUGGCCGCCAUCAGAGCUCCCAACCUUCCGCGUCCUCAAGCAAGAAACCUAUAGUACUUUCAAAACCCGAGUAGCGCAACAUUUCAACUAUCCAGAAACUCAGAUACGACUAUGGGUCCUGGUCAAUCGUCAGAACAAGACUGUGCGACCGGACACUCAUAUCCCAGAGAAUGAGCCUACACUCACCGUCGACGUCAUCCGCAACAACAUGGCCGCCAGGCAAACAGACCUGCGGCUAUAUCUGGAUGUGAUCCCCGAGCCAAGCAAACCGGAACUUCCACCAGGGUCCAUCAUGAUCUUCCUGAAACACUUCGACACAUCGAAGCAAACACUACACGGUAUCGGCAAGUGCUACGCUCAGCGGAAUGGUAAAGUUAGCGAUCUCAUCCCGAUUAUCAACGAGCGAAUGCGUUGGACACCUGGUACACCGUUGAAGCUUUACGAGGAGAUCAAGCCGGGCAUGAUUGAGCUCAUGAAGCCGAAGGUCACUUUUGCUCAGAGUGAAAUCCAGGACGGCGACGUCGUGUGUUUCCAGGUGGACAUCAGCGAGAAGGAGGUUCACGAUUUGGAAAGUCAAGGAUUGCACUCAAAUCCCAUCCAAUUCUACGACUUCCUCCAGAACCGUGUCAUGAUCCUCUUCCGACCCAAGUUCGAGGAACCAGAUCAGGACCGUCCUGAAUUCAGCCUUGUUCUGAGCAAGAAGCAGACAUAUGAUGCGAUGGCCCAGAAAGUGGCAGAAACGCUGCGACAUGAUCCCAUCAUGCUGAGAUUCACGACAACCCACGCCGCGAACGGCUCACCGAAAGCCAUUCUCAAGCGUUCGUUGAACCAGAGUGUCGCAGAGAUUAUCUCGCCGACAUAUGUCAGCCCAACGACGACCAUCAUCUUGUACGAGAAGCUCGACGUGAGCAUAGUCGAGCUCGAGACGAAGCGCAGUCUCAAGGUGGCGUGGACGGGCAUACACAAUAAGGAGGAAUCGACGCAUUCGUUCUUGCUGCCCAAGACGAGCAUGAUCCAUGACCUCGCGGAUCAUCUGUUGAAGCAGGUAACGACUACCAAUGGGUCUGGCAAGAUCCGCGUCUUUGAGGUGUCGAAGGAUGGGAAGACACAGAAGGAGUUCACCAACUCGGAAAUGAUUGGGAAUAUCCCUGAUCCUGUAGAACUCUAUGCUGAGGAAAUUCCCAUCGAGGAACUAAGGGCUGAGGAGUCGGACAAGGUCAUCAGCGUAUUCCACUUCUCGAAGGAUGUCUCACGAACACAUGGAGUGCCAUUCAAGUUCGUCGUGAAACCCGGCGAGAAGUUCCACGAAACUAAGAAGCGUCUGCAAGCGCGGAUUGGCGUAUCAGACAAGGACUUUGCCAAGUACCGAUUUGCCCUCAUUCAAGCCGCGACUUUCAAACAACCCUCGUACAUAGAGGAUGAGGAUACGAUCUACGACCACAAAUUUGCUCCUGAAGACGUCCUUGGGUUGGAUCACGUCGACAAGUCGGGCAAGGCGCGGAAUGGCUCAGGAGAGAAGGCUAUCGUCAUCAGAGGGUAAACCUAGACGUGUCGGAAAGAAGGUUAUCGAUAUUGCAAGCUGUGUUUCAUUCUUCUACCCUACAGGACCACCGUUGAAUAGGGUUUCGCUCUCGACUGGUUUCAUAAUAUGUCAUCAUUGUACUUUUGCAACCCAGAUUCUCUUUGCCCGGACAGCUCUGACGGAUACUCAUGAUACAGGGAUGGAUGGGUAUUCCUAGCGGCACCCACGAUAAAAAGACACGAAAAAGAGAGAAUAUAUAGAUGAUGUACGAUACGCGCUACUUUCUCUUCUUUGACUUUUUGGCAGAC